AUGAUCAACGCAGUACUUGUCUUCAACAAUAAUGGCCAGCCACGGCUGACCAAGUUCUACACACAACUGGACACUCAAACGCAACAAUCCCUCAUCGCGCAAAUAUACCAACUCGUUGCACAGCGACCAGCAAGCGCAUGUAACUUCCUCCCCCUACCUCCGCUGCUGUCGUCGCAAGGCUCCAGCUCCGCAGCCUCUGGACCUUCCGAUGCGCCCACGCAGAUCACCUACCGCACCUACGCUACCUUAUCAUUCAUAAUGAUCUCAACAUCCAUGGAAUCACCACUCGCUCUUAUCGAUCUGAUCCAAGUUUUUGUGGAGUCUUUGGACCGCAUGUUUGAGAACGUCUGCGAACUGGAUCUCAUCUUCGGCUACGAGACGAUGCAUGCUGUCCUGAGUGAGAUGAUCGUCGGAGGCGUUGUGGUGGAAACCAACACCGAUAGAAUUGUCGCAGGUGUGCGCAAUCAAGAGGGUAAUGCAGGGAAGAGGAAGGCUGUUCAAGCGGCCAGUGCUGGUCUUGGGCGGGGUGGCCUUCCAAGCCUGGGAGCUUGGCGGUGA
Molecule: messenger RNA, 558 nt
Organism: Penicillium verhagenii
Lineage: Eukaryota; Fungi; Ascomycota; Eurotiomycetes; Eurotiales; Aspergillaceae
Product: putative AP-3 adaptor complex subunit sigma
Exons: 2
Coding region: 1-558 (185 amino acids)
Biological process (GO): vesicle-mediated transport; protein transport
Cellular component (GO): intracellular membrane-bounded organelle
Source: RefSeq, a predicted model, not a curated record